AUUGAAUAACCCUUGUAGUACGCGCAAAAAAUCUUCAACACAUUUUUUACCACCACCACCACAACCACGACCACCACCACCACCGUCGCAUAAGGUCCUGUGACCAUACGUGUCCGACCCUACGGCGUAUCGGGAAGACUUUAUUCCCCUUGUCGGGCGGCCAAACAUGACUCCGGAGUACGGGUUACAGCCCUUUCACUUGUAGUUAGAGUAGAUGGGCAGCCAUCGGGUGCGCGUUGUAGAUAAUGUCGUGGGGAAAGCCGUACCGUAGAACAACCCAUAUCCCCGUGGAUACCGCAUGUCUGGCGUUGUGUCGAUGUAUAGCGAGAAAGCAUCCUGAUCGAUGGAGGGAGAAACCUCCCCUGCCCGCAUGAAGGGAAAACGCGUCGGAUAAUCGCGGGGGGGGCAUCCUUCGCACUCCUCCAAACAGUUCCCACAAUCACAAUCACUUAUCCCCAAAAUGACCCUGCAAACGCACCUCCUCCUAUCCCGCACAGCCUGCAGAGCCCGCCCACGCUCCUGUCGCUCCCUCUCCUCUCUGCCAUCCCUAUCAAUAUCAACCCAUCCUCGCCUCCGCCCAACCAUCCUCCGCACCCCCCUAGACAGUUCCCCUCUGGGAAUACAUCGGAGACAGCAUGGAACGCAUAGCCAUCACCAUGGCGUGCGGAUGGAGACGCGGGAAGGCACGAGGGUGACGAUAGCGGGGAUAGGAGUCAAUGUCGGGUUGACGAUCGCGAAGGGGGUUGGCGGGGUGGCGUGGCAGUCUGCGUCGCUUAUCGCAGAAGCCGUGCACUCGUUGAGUGAUCUGCUCAGUGAUUUCGUAACCCUCUUCACCUACGGCAAAGCGCGCGCACCACCAUCACAAAGGUUUCCAUACGGGUUCGGCAAACUGGAGCCUGUCGGGGGGCUGGUGGUAUCGGCGUUACUGGUAGCCGCCGGCGCCGGGAUCGCCGUGCAUUCCUACGAAGUGCUUCUUCCCUUCAUCAUCUCCCCAACCUCCACCCCGACCCCAACACCACCCCAUCAUCUCCCCACCGCAGCCCUCCAAAUAAUGCUCCUCUCCGUCCUCUCCAAAGAAGCCAUGUUCCGUUGGACGCGUUCCGUCGCCACACGAACGCACAGUUCGGUGUUGUUGGCCAAUGCGUGGCAUCAUCGUGUGGAUGCGUUGAGUAGUCUUGUGGCGUUGGGGGGCGUGGCGGGGGGUGUGAUGGGGGUUGGGUGGGCGGAUGCUGUGGGGGGUGUUGUUGUUUCUGGUAUGAUUGUGAAGGCGGGGGUGCAGGCUGGGUGGCCUUCUUUGUUGGAGUUGUUGGAUGCUGCCGCCCCACCGGAACUCUACACCCAAAUCAACACCGCUCUCGAGUCCUUCCGCGCCCAUCAGGGCCACAUUACGGCCGUCCGCAAUCUACGCGUGCGCAAGACGGGACCGUUCAGUUAUGCGGAUAUGCAAAUCAUCCUAACCCCGUCAACAUCGGUCUCGGAGGCUAGUCAGAUCGCGAAUGACCUGCGUGAGAAUCUGAUGCAUGCCGUCGACGGCCUGCAGGAGGUGCUUAUCGAGAUUCGGUGCGAUGACGGGAGUGGGCCAGGGACCAGUACUAUGACUACGGCACAUGCGAAAGAGUAUGAUGGGGACGGGCAUGGACACUAGAAGAUCACGUCGUUGAUGCGGUCGG
Messenger RNA from Fimicolochytrium jonesii, 1670 nucleotides. RefSeq names its product cation diffusion facilitator family. Gene Ontology annotation, biological process: transmembrane transport; monoatomic cation transport. NCBI's taxonomy places the organism in Eukaryota, Fungi, Chytridiomycota, Chytridiomycetes, Spizellomycetales, Powellomycetaceae. The coding region runs from base 461 to 1645 and encodes 394 amino acids. Gene Ontology annotation, molecular function: monoatomic cation transmembrane transporter activity. Gene Ontology annotation, cellular component: membrane. The transcript is spliced from 9 exons. The record is from RefSeq and is a predicted model, not a curated record.